Acanthosepion pharaonis is the source of this 1080-nucleotide messenger RNA. Lineage: Eukaryota; Metazoa; Mollusca; Cephalopoda; Sepiida; Sepiidae. The record is from the annotation of a GenBank genome assembly.
AUGAAAACAUUGUUUUCUCUUUCAGGUCUUGGUUUAUUACUUGUAAUUGUUGUGAUCGUUGGAUGGAAAUUCACUCCACGGGGACAUGAACCUCUCCAUUUGCUUUUUGGCCUUGGAGAACACAACAUACUCCAUCACGUACGGUCUCAUGGUAUAUUACGAAGUCGAGAGGGCUACUGGCAUGGAGGUAUCAUGUACCCUGAAUUCCAGUACCGACGACCCCCACCAUCAUAUGAUGUCUCAAUGCAAGAAUACCAACAGCAGCUGAUGCAGCAAUACCAACAGAGUAUAAAUAACGUAGACAACUACAGUUUGCCUAGUUCACCCCCUCCCACAUAUCGAUCGAGAGCUAGCACUAUUCGCACUGGGGUGCAUAUUGUUUUCCCCCCAGAUCACAAUGAGAAUUAUCCAAAUUCACUUCCACCAACUUAUAGGUCACAGACAAGUUCACGACCUUCUCUCCCUCGGGCAGGAUUUGAUGAUGAAGAAGAAGGCUAUCCAAUUCCGGAACCGAUCGAUCCUGCCCCUAGUGAAUCUCUAGUGUCGGACGCAGUGUCAAUGCUGGUAGCUUCCACCUCCAUGGAUGUUAGUGGAACUCUAGACUCCACUGGUGACUUCCAACUAUCCCUUAAUGAGCCGGUGGACCAGCCCACAUUGUUCUCUGGCCGAUCACAGGGAACUAUGACUGAUCCAGAGGGCUUGCUCAAUUCUUCAUCUCCUCCAGCAGUCAUGCCCCUCACAUCUGCUGCAGCGAUAACGCCACCAGCAACACCCCCGACACUUGUGCAGCAACCUUCCUCUUAUGAUCGAUCUAAUGAACUAUGCAAUCAGUUUCCGAUGCCAGAAAACAUUUCUACAACUGUUGGUGUUGUCGAUAAUGAUGCCGAUGUUAUUCUUGGAACAAUUCCAGAUCCAGAAGCUGAUCGAACUUCUAGACAUGAUGUUACCAGCUGUGAAUCCAUGGGUAAUGCUGGAAUACAUCAAGGUGGCAGUAACAGUGAUACCAGUAGACAAAGCUCACCUGAACGAGAUGAUACAUCUCCUGUACAAGCAAAGACUGCUGCCGAAACACCUUUAUGA